AUGGGUUACAUGUUGGUGCGGGAAUCGUGUUUCAUAAAAUGUAUUAUCGUACAAAAUAUGGACGUGGUUUCAGUACUACACAGAACAGCCUACCCCAGAAAUAAGCAUUACCACCCCGUCGUUCUCGUUUUCAAGUAUGUCCCCGAAACAAAAUUCUGCUUCAGUUUGCUUUGGUUAGAUACGGAUACGGUGCAAAAGAGGAAUCGACGACGUCACACCGCACGUAGGUUGCCUACGGACGGGCGACGCGCCGGCGCGUCCUACGAAGAUUCCUUUUCAGGUCCGACCAGAACUUACUGCUAGUAAGAACCGGUGCAGCUGCCUCGCAUAUCCUGCCAGAACAUGGCGAAGGAAAAGGUCCUGUUUCGUUUGAGCUACGGUAAAAUACAUAAAAAUUCUAACCCUCUACGUCUACUAGCUACGUAGUUAUUUCCGAAACGGAAGAACAUGUACAUAAUUUUGGCGCGAGCGCGGGAUGAUGAACUGUUAUUUGCACAGCUUUUACGAAAUCUGGACACCGACAAGAAAAAGGCGGUUCUUGAACUUCUCAUGCACUACCCCCAAGAUGAGUCAGAGUCACGCUGUGGCUGUGUCUCGAAAAUAAAUCCAAAAUCCACCAAGCGCGAUCUCUGGAUUAGAGGAUCCGCUUUGAUGGCCCCACAUGCACAUUUUCAUACACGCCAGUGUUCCAUCAAUGUAGUGCUCCGUUUUGCUUUUUGACUUCUUUCGGAGGAAAUUGAUUUGUAUUUGACCCGC
Molecule: messenger RNA, 756 nt
Organism: Amoebophrya sp. A120
Lineage: Eukaryota; Dinophyceae; Syndiniales; Amoebophryaceae
Source: the annotation of a GenBank genome assembly